AUGGCGCUAUUGCCCAAAAUAGGACCAAGUUGGGUGAAAUUGACAUGGAAAAUCAUCUUACUAGGCUACCCAGAAAUGCCGACCGACUGCGAUUUCAAGUUCACGUCUGUUGAUGGACUUGUUCAUAGCGUGUCUGUAAAGAGCAAUCCACAGCGGAGUGUGAAAGCGCGCAAACCCGCUGGAGCCAGGCUUGACGCAAGUGCGAGCCGGUCACUGCAACUCGCUGCCACCAUGGUCCUGGUCAAGGUCGAGUCCUCGGACAUUGCUGCCGCCACGUUGCAUGUCGCGCUGCCGUGGCAAUUGCACCUCUACACUCUGCCCUGUCUCUCGCUUUACCCGCUUCUUGCCUACGCGUACUACAUCAAGUAUGAUGACUGGCUUCAGAGCGAAGAAUGGACCUUUCUUGCCUGUGUCACCGUAGGAGUCACGCAUGGCCUCAGUUUCCUCUCCACGAGAUGGAGUACUAACGCUCAAGCCCUGAUCACAACUCGUGAGGCGGUAUCUCUGCAAACUGCCAACCGCAUCCGUCUUAUACCUGAAGCCCAUCGAGGUCGCGGAGAGAUUGUUCCUUUAAUCAAGAAGCAUGCAGAGGGCCCGGAUCGCUUCACAUUUAGCUACCAACGUGACACUUACCUCCUUACCUCCUCUAAUCCCAUCACGUUCGCGCGGCUGCCAUACCCGUGCUCGGACCGCCCAUCACUGGCAAAUUUCAAGUCUCCGAGCGGUCUGUCUUCCGCUGACAUCGGCAGCCUUCUUCCCUUGUACGGUAAAAACGAGUUCGAUAUUCCCAUACCCUCAUUUACAGCCCUUUUUUCCGAACACGCGACCGCGCCAUUCUUCGUCUUUCAGAUAUUCUGCGUCGCACUGUGGUGCCUCGAUGAAUACUGGUAUUACAGCCUUUUCACGCUCUUUAUGCUGGUGGUCUUCGAAUGUACAGUCGUUUGGCAACGUUUGAGGACAUUGACCGAGUUCCGGACGAUGUCCGUCGCCCCGUACCCCAUACAGUGCAGGCGGGACGGCAAAUGGGCGACAAUCCAAAGCGAUGAGUUAUUGCCCGGAGACGUAGUCUCAGUUGCUAGACACCAAACGGAAACCAACGUUCCUGCAGAUGUUCUCCUCAUACAGGGGACGUGUAUUGUCAAUGAGGCCAUGCUCUCCGGAGAGUCAACACCUUUGCUCAAGGAAUCCAUCGCAUUGCUCGAGACAGCGGAGCGACUUGAUGUAGAUGAAGCUCACAAAAAUUAUGUUCUUUUCAGUGGCACUAAACUUUUGCAAGCCGACGGUGGAGAAACUCCCGAUGGCGGAUGUCUCGGCGUAGUGCUUCGCACUGGAUUCGGCACGGCUCAAGGGCAGCUCGUACGCACCAUGAUCUUCUCGACCGAGCGCGUCACUGCGAACAACUUGGAAUCUUUCCUGUUUAUCGGAUUCCUGCUGAUCUUUGCCAUUGCGGCCAGCUGGUAUGUAUGGGUCAAGGGCAUCGAGCGCGACUUGAAGAAAUCCAAGUUACUUUUGGAUUGUAUUCUGAUCAUUACUAGCGUUGUUCCGCCUGAGUUACCCAUGGAAUUGUCAAUGGCCGUAAAUGCAUCAUUGGCCGCUUUGUCUAAAUAUGCCAUAUUCUGUACUGAACCGUUCCGCAUACCAUUCGCAGGCCGCGUGGAUGUUUGUUGCUUUGAUAAGACAGGCACAAUCACUGCAGAAAACUUGGUAGUCGAAGGCGUUGUGGGCGUUGACCGUUCAGAUAGCAUCAAGCUUGUUCGUGUGAACGAAGUCAGCAAAGAGACGACAUAUGCGCUUGCUGCUGCGCAUGCGCUGGUCAAGCUUGAUGAGGGUACUAUUGUCGGUGACCCCAUGGAGAGGACGACGUUAGAUGCUCUCCAGUGGAAAAUCAACAAAGGAGAUAUUGUUGCGCCUGCCGACUCCACUGCGCCGCAUCAUACCACCCUUACAAUUCGUCGACGCUUCCCAUUCUCCUCCGCGCUGAAGCGAAUGUCUACCGUAUCGAGUCUACCUGGUGGCAAAUCUAUUGUUGCUGUGAAGGGUGCUCCCGAGACGCUCAAAACCAUGUUAGCCUCUGUUCCCGAGUUUUACGAUCGGACGUACAAGUGGUAUACGCGCAGAGGUAGCCGAGUACUUGCGUUAGGUUUCAAAGAAAUGGGUGUGCUAACUCAAGACAAGAUCAAUAAACUUUCUCGUGGUGAUGUUGAGAGCUCCCUCGCCUUUGUGGGCUUUUUGAUAUUCCAUUGCCCCCUGAAGCCAGACGCUGUCGAGACGCUGAAGAUGCUAGGGGAUUCCUCGCAUCGGUGCAUAAUGAUCACUGGCGACAAUCCUCUCACUGCAGCGCACGUCGCACGCGAAGUCGAAAUUGUUGACCGUGAUGUCCUCAUACUGGAUUUGAAAGAGAAUGCUGUCAACGAGAAAGAUCUUGCUUGGCGUACCGUGGACGAAUCCAAAGUGAUACCAGUUGACCCAUCUCAGCCACUCGACGUUUCCCUAUUCGACACUUUCGAUAUAUGUGUCACGGGAGCUGCUCUCAAACAGUAUGAGAACACUCCUGGAUGGAAUGAUUUGGUUCAAAAUACCUGGAUCUAUGCGCGAGUCUCUCCAUCGCAGAAGGAGAUGAUUCUGACUAGCCUGAAGUCGCUUGGAUACGUGACUCUAAUGGCCGGUGAUGGAACCAACGAUGUCGGCGCAUUGAAGCAAGCGCACAUCGGCGUAGCUCUCCUGGACGGAACUCCCGAGGACUUGCAGAAGAUCGCCGAGCACCAGAAGCUGGAACGCGUCCGAAAGGUGUACGAAAGUCAGCUCAAAAUCUCGGCCCGUUUCAGCCAACCUCCACCCCCUGUUCCUGCUGCGAUCGCGCAUAUGUACCCGGAUGUUGUCGCUGCCCAGAAGCAGGCUGCCACCCAGUUCCAAAGCGCUAGGAAGCAGAACCCCAUGGAAAAGUUUGAUUUGGCAACCAUCACCGACAAACUUGCAACGAUGGAGGACGAAGAUGAUGUUCCAAAAAUCAAGCUGGGAGACGCUUCUUGUGCUGCGCCAUUCACGUCCAAGCUUUCAAACGUUUCAGCAAUCAGUCACAUUAUUCGUCAAGGCCGGUGCACGCUCGUCGCAACUAUCCAGAUGUAUAAGAUUCUCGCUCUGAACUGUCUCAUUACCGCGUACAGCUUGAGUGUUCAGUAUCUGGAUGGCAUCAAAUUUGGUGAUUACCAGGUGACGAUCUCUGGCAUGCUCAUGUCUGUGUGCUUCUUGUGCAUCUCUCGCGCGAAGCCCAUAGAAAAGCUAUCACGAGAGCGUCCUCUAGGAAACAUCUUCAAUCUUUACGUGAUGUCGUCUAUUCUCGCGCAGUUUUCGCUCCAUAUCGUAUCAUUAGUUUACAUCACCAGUCUGUGCCGUCAGUUUGAAGAACUGGGCCCCAUUGAUCUUGAAGCCAAAUUUGAGCCCAACCUCUUGAACACUGCUAUUUAUCUCCUCGGACUCUCACAGCAAGUUUCGACGUUUGUGAUCAAUUUCCAGGGACGUCCCUUCAGGGAAGGUAUACGGGAAAACUCGGCACUCUUCUGGGGACUCGUUGGGGCUAGCGCUGUAGCGUUCUCCGGCGCCACGGACUUUAUGCCUGAGAUGAACCGAUGGCUGCAAAUCGUGGAAAUGACCGACGUGUUCAAAUUCAAGCUGACCAGCACCAUGAUCAUUGACUUUGUAGGCUGUUGGCUGAUUGAGGUCACGUCCAAGCACCUGUUCGCAGAGCUUGAACCAAAGGCGAUGAUAACUCGGGGCAGGGAGCGAAGAGAAGCUAGACGGAAGCUGGAGGUGGAGCACGCGCAGGCGAGUGCACAGGAGAAAAAAUCUCAAUAA
Messenger RNA from Fibroporia radiculosa, 3852 nucleotides. RefSeq lists its product as uncharacterized. The record is from RefSeq and is a predicted model, not a curated record. The coding region runs from base 1 to 3852 and encodes 1283 amino acids. Gene Ontology annotation, cellular component: endoplasmic reticulum membrane. Gene Ontology annotation, molecular function: ATP hydrolysis activity; ATP binding; P-type ion transporter activity. Lineage: Eukaryota; Fungi; Basidiomycota; Agaricomycetes; Polyporales; Fibroporiaceae. Gene Ontology annotation, biological process: intracellular calcium ion homeostasis. The transcript has 20 exons.